CUCCCACGGGCCGAGCUGGCACGGUGAGCGGGUGGGCAGAGCCGGAGCAGCCCAGGACGGUGUCGCUACGACCCAGGGAGUGUGAACAAGUCGGCCGUGGCGGCGAGAGCGGGCGGGCGCCGGGCAGAGAGAAAUGGGAGGCAGGGACGCGUGGCCAGGUCGCUGCCGGCUCCUCAUUCACCUCCUCCUCCUCUCCUUCGCUACUGUAAAUGCAUCGAAGGUUUUGGAUGAAGUCCCGAUUCCAGUGGAUUCAGAGUUGGAGCUGAGUCACCGUAGACAGCAGAGGUACCCGGCAGGAUCCGACGAUGAGGACUUUGCGGUGUCUGCUGAGGGGAGCGCUGAUCUUGAAGAAGGCAGCACACCAGACACAUUCAGUUACACCACAGUUGAUUCUCCAAAAGUUCCAGAGAGAAAUGAUAAAAAAACAGUUUACUACCGCGUGUUGGUGAACUUCACAACUUCAAUCGGGUACACUGCACAACUGGAAAACUUUGAGUCUGCAACAUUCAGAGAAAUAUCUGAAGGAAUCAUAGACACGCUUGAGUCUGAAUUCUACAGGAUCUCAGGAGACCAGUCAGUCACCGUGGUGUGGAUUAGAGAGGUGGACCACAAUGUAAUCGUGGAGCUGGACGUAGGAUCUGAUGGCAACAGCAACGAUGCAGAGAUACGAGAGGUGGUGUACUCGGUCGUUAAGAGUGGCUCCAUUGGACCUUAUGAAACUUCAGUUGAAGGCUUCUCAUUCAGGCACCUUGGAGAAGAGAUGAUGCCAAGUGCUCGCCCAUGCCAUGCCAAUGAAUUUUCCUGUGGGUCUGGCGAAUGCAUCCCUCUUGAUUACCGCUGUGACCUGAGAGCGGAUUGCAGUGACAUGUCUGAUGAAGACAACUGCGCAGAGAUAAUUGACGCCAUUAUUACUCCUCCGACUGUCCGGCCGACUGCACCAGAAGACACUACGAUUGCACUUGUCACCACCAGACCUGAGAGGCCAAUACUGCUUCCCAAAGUUACUGCAGCACCUGCUCCAGCCACUGCCGAUGUCCUGAGACCCUGUCCGAUAGACAAGGCUGUGUGCCAGAAUGGGCAGUGUAUCCCCCGGGACUAUCUUUGUGAUGGGGAAAGGGACUGCAUCGAUGGCAGUGACGAACUGGACUGUGGAACACAGUCACCGUGUGAGCCCAAUGAGUUCAAGUGCAAGAAUGGUCGCUGUGCCGUAAAGUUGUGGCGCUGCGAUGGCGACAACGAUUGUGGAGACAACUCUGAUGAGGAAUAUUGCCCCACCAAAGGUCCUGGGGAUAUGUGCUCCCCCGAGCAGUUUGUCUGCGUCUCCAACCGCCUGUGUAUUCCUGCCAGUUACCAGUGUGACGAGGAGGCCGACUGCCCUGAUCGCUCCGAUGAAUUUGGAUGCACCCCUCCUCAGGUGAUCACACCGCCAGAAGAAACGGUGAUGGUGAAGCGUGGUGCCACCGUCACCCUCACCUGUGUGGCAGCUGGAGUCCCCACCCCCAUCAUCACCUGGAGACUGAACUGGGGUCACAUCCCUGUCACCAACAGAGUUACCAUGACAAGUCAGAACGGACAGGGAACACUGAUCAUUAGGGAUGUUAAGGAAUCCGACCAAGGGGCGUACACCUGUGAGGCUAUCAAUGCCAGAGGGAUGAUCUUCGCCAUCCCUGAUGCACUGCUGGUUCUGAAAUCCAACCCAGGAAUCUGCCCAGAGGGUCACUUCAAUGUGGAAGGCACACUGCGAUGUAUUCCCUGUUUCUGCUUUGGUCUUACAAGAAACUGUGUUUCUACGAGUCGCUACAGAGACCAGAUACAUCUACGUUUCACUGAAGAAGAUAAUUUUAUGGGUGUGAAUGUGACGGUGCCAGCCCAGCCAGUGACACCUCCACUCUCCAGCUCUCAGAUGGUGGUGGACCCAGACUCGAGAGAAUUUCAGCUGGUUGAUCUCUCAAGACGGUUCCUUAACCAUGAGGCUUUCUGGAUUCUGCCAAAGCAGUUUUUGGGAAAUAAGGUCGAUUCCUAUGGUGGUCACCUGCGCUACAAGGUCCGCUACAGUGUGCCGAGAGGGCGGGUGGAGCCCGAGAACAAACCUGACGUCAUUAUCAUAGGGAACGGAAGAAAACUAAUCCACAAAGCAAAGAAACCUACUCAGCCCAAUGUCAUUAAUCAGAAGGAAAUUCUCUUCACUGAGGACAACUGGCUGCACGAGUCAGGCACUGCUGUGACCCGUGAAGACCUCAUGAUGACCUUAGCUAAUCUGGACAGCAUUCUUAUCCAAACAAAGUAUGACAGCAGGAUGGCCAGUGUCGGUCUUAGUGACAUUGUCAUGGAUACGACCAGUGUGGAGUUUACAAACCUGGGAAGACCACUGCUUGUUGAGGAAUGCAGAUGCCCUCAGAGUUACGUGGGUCUUUCCUGUGAGAGCUGUGCCUCUGGGUUUAAUCGUGUGCCCACUGGCCCGUACCUCGGUGUAUGUGAUGGCUGCAGCUGCAAUGGUCACGCUAGCACCUGUGACAAGGUUACAGGAUACUGUCUGAACUGCCGGCAUAACACGGAGGGCCCACAAUGUGACAAGUGCAAACCAGGGUUUUUUGGCAACCCCACUCGAGGAACUCCCAACGACUGCAUGCCGUGUCCCUGCCCAUUCACUGACUCCAACAGGAGGUUUUCGGAUAGCUGCUUCCUGGAUACAGAUGGGCGUCCCACCUGUGACGCUUGUCGUCUUGGCUACACUGGGCGAAGAUGUGAAACUUGUGCUGCUGGUUACACUGGAAACCCAAUGAUUCCAGGUGGAAAAUGCACAUCAAGUGCAGGUGAAAUUGCAAAGUGUGACAGCAAAGGAACUGACAUCACAAAACCAUUCGAAGGAUAUUGUGUGUGUAAGACCAACGUUGUUGGAAGAUUCUGUAAUGAAUGCUCAAAGGGAUCCUUCAAUUUAGAUGACUCCAAUGUGGAUGGUUGCCUGAAAUGUUUCUGCAUGGGGAACAGCAAAGACUGUGCCAGUUCAUCUUGGCACCGAGACCAGGUGCGGGGUGUUUUUGAUGCACAGGAGAGGAGUCUUUACAUGUUGACCAAUAUGGCAGACACUCAUAGGACCACUGAAGGAAUCCGGUUCAGUGCCUCGAACGAACUGACAUUUACGGCUUUUGCCACAAUCCCUCGAGACAUCUACUAUUUGAUUCUACCUGAGAGAUUUAAAGGUGAUAAGGUUACUUCUUAUGGAGGGAAAUUACAGUACACCAUCCUGCACAGAAUCUCUCCUGGUGCCUCACUUGUCACUGGACUCCCAGAUGUAAUUCUGCAAGGCAACAACAUCUUCCUGGAGCACUACACCAGGAGACCGGAACACGGCGUACACACCACCAUUACAGUCCCCUUUAAAGAAACAGAGUGGCGCCGGGCAGAUGGACAACCUUCCACCAGAGAACACCUCCUAAUGGCUUUGGCUGAUGUCAACCUUUUCAUGAUCCGAGCAAGUUAUUCUGAAGAAGCAGCUGAGACCAGAAUUUCCCAGAUCCGUAUGGAUGUUGCAGUCCCACAUUCCACUGGGCAAGAACAAGCAGUUGAGGUUGAGGAAUGUGUCUGCCCAGAAGGCUACAAAGGAUCAUCAUGCCAGGAAUGUGACUUUGGCUACACACGGACAACAAGUGGCCUUUACCUGGGGACAUGCGAGCGCUGUGACUGUAACGGUCACUCCAACUGUGAUGUGGAAACAGGAGAAUGCCUGAAAUGCCAGCACAACACCCAAGGCCAGAGAUGUGAGCAGUGUGUGCCAGGUUUCUAUGGUGAUGCCAGAGUUGGAAAGCCAGACGACUGUCGACCUUGCCCCUGCCCGGGAACCACCCCCUCAAAUCAAUUCUCAUCAACUUGUUUCCUGGACUCGGACAGAGAGCCAACGUGUAAUAAUUGUCCCAGCGGCUUCGGAGGCAGGAACUGUGAGAGAUGUGCUCCAGGAUACACUGGGAAUCCUGUAUUUGGACAACGUUGCACCAUUGCAGGUCAUUGUACUUGUGAUUGGAGAGGCAGUACUGAAACCCAAUGUGAUGCUGGUGGAAACUGCCCAUGCAAGCCUAACGUGGAAGGCCAGACUUGUGACACUUGCAAACGUGGUUACUUCUUCCUGAGUGCAGACAACAGAGAGGGAUGCCUGCCUUGUUUCUGUAUGGGGGUGACCCAGCAGUGCAGCAGCUCCUCAUACUACAGGAAGCUGGUUGCCAGUCCAUUUGUUCCACCAAAUAACUUCCAGAAUUUCUCCUUGGUGAGUCGCCAGCGCACGACACACAUCACCUCCGGAUUCACGGUGACGGUGAGAGAGGGCCAGCCACAGCUCUCCUUCGGGCGCUUUGGCCAGUAUACCCAGGAGUCCUACUACUGGCAGCUUCCAGAAGCAUUUCAAGGGGACAAGGUGACAUCCUACGGAGGACUGCUUCGAUACACCCUCUCCUACGACUCAGGGUUCCGGGGUUCCACAGUACCAGAUGCAGAUGUCCAGAUCAUUGGUAAUGACAUCACCUUGGUCACCUACCACACUCACCAGCUGCAGCCAAGAGAGACCAGGACCUUUGAGGUCACGUUCAAGGAGCAAUUUUGGAAACGUCCGGAUGGUCAGCCUGCCACCAGGGAGCACCUGCUGAUGGUCCUCGCUGACCUGGAUGAAGUCCUCAUCCGCGCCACCUACUCGACUGACAUGAUCUCCUCCAGCCUGUCCGACGUGAGCAUGGAGAUCGCGGUGCCCCACUACACCAACCUGGCCCAGGCGCUGGAAGUGGAAGAAUGUCUCUGCCCCAUGGGCUACCAUGGCUUGUCUUGUCAGGAUUGUGCACCUGGUUACACGAGGACUGGAGGAGGUCUGUAUCUGGGGCACUGUGAGCAGUGUGAGUGUAACGGGCACUCAGACACCUGCCAUCCAGAGACUGGUGUUUGCUCGAACUGUUUACAUAACACUGCUGGGGAGUUCUGUGGCCAUUGUGCCCCUGGGUAUUAUGGUGAUGCUACAGCGGGUACUCCAGAGAGUUGCCAACCCUGUGCUUGUCCUCUGACUAUCCAAGAAAACCAGUUUUCGACCAUCUGUGAGAGCAAUGGAGUGGGUGGUUACAGGUGUACAGCCUGUCUGCCUGGCUACACAGGGCAGCACUGUGAACGCUGUGCUCCUGGGUAUUCUGGAAAUCCAAGAAUUCCAGGACAGAGGUGUCUUCCAGUAGAUCACACUCCUUUCAUGGUUAGCGUUAUCCCUCAGAGAGCACAAGUGGAACAAGGUGGCACAGUGAUACUGAAAUGCCAGGUUAUUGGUCAAGCUCCUUUCUACUACUACUGGAGCAGAGCUGAUGGUCAGCCCUUGUCCAGCCGUGUUGAGCAGAGAAGCCAAGGAGAAGAACUUGUGAUCCGGGAAAUCAAACAAUCUGAUGCUGGGAUUUACAUAUGUACAUGCCGAAAUAUGGAGAGCACUAAUUCAAGUCGGGUUGAAGUUGUUGUGUCUGCACCCUUUUUCAAAGCCAUAACCGUGACUGUAGAAGAACCAAGGACACAGACUGUGAGAGCUGGCGUCACUGUCAAUUUUAUCUGCACAGCAAAGAGUCAGUCCCCAGCAUACACGUUGGUGUGGACCCGUCAACAUGGAGGUAAACUGCCAAACACCGCGGUGGACUUCAAUGGAAUCUUGACUAUCCGUAACGUUCGUCCAGAGGAUGCUGGAGUCUACGUCUGCACGGGCUCCAACAUGUUUGCAAUGGACGAAGGGACUGCUGUCCUACAUGUACCAGCUACGUCACAGGUCCACUUUAAGGCACUUGAAACAAUAGGAUACAGACAACCAACAGCGCCUGUAGCCACAAUCGAACCUCCCAUCCUUAGAGUCAAACAGGGACAGACUGCUGAAUUCCGAUGCACUGCAAGUGGGAAUCCUCCUCCAACUUUGGAAUGGUUCGGUGGCCAAGGUAAUAUUAUUUCACCAAAUGCAGUAAUCCAGGAUGGACUUCUCCGGAUCGUCGCGACAGAACAUUCCGAUGAAGCAGAGUAUUCUUGCAAAGCAUCAAACAGUGCUGGACACCACACCGCCACAACAGUUCUCUACGUGCAGAGUGUUGGUAACCUGCCCCAAGUGCAGAUCAGUCCACAACGGAUAGAGGUCCCAGAGGGCGAUACAGUGAGGUUGUACUGUCGAGCAGGAGGACAUCCUUCACCAACACUCACAUGGAAGAAACGUGGAGGAGAACUACCGCCCCAGGCCAAGAUUGAACGAACCGACAUUGGAACUCUCAUCAUCCCUUCGAUCACUGCUGCCCAGGCCGGUGUCUAUCUGUGUGUGGGGACCAAUACGGCUGGCUCCUCUGAAGGUCGUAUAGAAGUCACAGUCUUUCCCUCUCAAGGAUCUGUCCCACUGGUUCGAAUUCAGCCCUCCCCUGCCUCAGUAACAGAGGGAGAAAUGCUAGAGUUAUUCUGUCAGGCGACAGGAGACCCUCGACCUGAGAUUACCUGGCGCAGGUCACAUGGUUAUCUGACUUCCAAUCACCAGGUUCACGGGCCGGUGCUGCGCAUCCAACAAGCAAGUAGUGCUGAUGCCGGGGACUACAUCUGUCACGCUGAGAACAGCCUUGGGAUGCAGGACGUGGCCGUGUCUGUAAUGGUCACACACGGUGAUUCACCAAGAAGAACAGCCCCGACAGUGAAAGUUUACUCCUCUCCCAGCUCAGUAACCGAGGGAGAAAUGGUGGAGUUACACUGCCAGGUCACAGGUCAUCCACAACCCAGGGUCACAUGGCACAGGGCAGGAGGCCCUCUAACAGCCAAUCACCAGGUGCAGGGCCCUGUGCUGCGCAUCCUUCACAUGAUGCCCUCUGACAUCGGCGAUUACAUCUGUCGUGCCGAAAAUAUCCUCGGAACGCGGGAGGUCAAGUUCUCCGUCUCCGUCACCGCAUCACCCUCACAAAGUCAGCCCCCGACUGUGAUGGUUUACCCUUCUCCUACCUCAGUAACCGAGGGAGAAAUGGUGGAGUUACACUGCCAGAUCACAGGUCAACCACAACCCAGGAUCACAUGGUACAGGAUGGCCGGUUCUCUCACCACCAACCACCAGGUGCAGGGUCCUGUGCUGCGCAUCCUUCACAUGACUCCCGCUGACGCUGGGGAUUAUAUCUGCCGCGCCGAGAACCUCCUUGGAAUGCAGGAGGUCAAAUUCUCCGUCUCCAUCACUUCAACGUCACAAAUUCAGCCCCCGACUGUGGUGGUUUACCCCUCUCCUACCUCAGUAACUGAGGGAGAAAUGGUGGAGUUACACUGCCAGAUCACAGGACAACCACAACCCAGGAUCACAUGGUACAGGAUGGCUGGUUCUCUCACCACCAAUCACCAGGUGCAGGGUCCUGUGCUGCGCAUCCUUCACAUGACUCCCACUGACACUGGGGAUUAUAUCUGCCGCGCCGAGAAUGUCCUUGGAAUGCAGGAGGUCAAAUUCUCCAUCUCCAUCACUUCAACGUCAGAAAGUCGGCCCCCGACUGUGAUGGUUUACCCCUCUCCUACCUCAGUAACUGAGGGAGAAAUGGUGGAGUUACACUGCCAGGUCACAGGACAACCACAACCCAGGAUCACAUGGUACAGGACGGCUGGUUCUCUCACCACCAACCACCAGGUGCAGGGUCCUGUGCUGCGCAUCCUUCACAUGACUCCCGCUGACGCUGGGGAUUACAUCUGCCGCGCCGAGAAUGUCCUUGGAAUGCAGGAGGUCAAAUUCUCCGUCUCCAUCAUUUCCAUAUCAACCUCACAAGGAACUGCUCCCAAGGUGAGGGUUUACCCCUCUCCCAGGACGGUAACAGAGGGACAAAUGUUGGAGUUACACUGCCAGGCCACAGGACAACCAGAACCCAGGGUCACAUGGUACAGGGCAGCUGGACCUCUAACAACCAAUCACCAGGUGCAGGGUUCUGUGCUGCGCAUCCUUCGCGUGACUCCCGCCGACACUGGGGAUUACAUCUGCCGCGCCGAGAACGUCCUUGGAAUGCAGGAGGUCAAAUUCUCCGUCUUGGUCAGCUCCACACCAUCCUCCAAUGAUGGUGCACCAAUAGUGAGAGUGCAACCCACACCCACCUCGGUAAGGGAGGGGGACAUGCUGGAGUUACAUUGCCAGAUCACAGGGCAACCAGAACCCAUGAUCACGUGGUACAAGUUGGGCAGUGCUCUAACUGACAGACACCAGAUUCAAGGCCCGGUGCUGCGGAUCUUGCAGGUGACCCCUGCGGACAUUGGGGAUUAUAUCUGCCGUGCCGAAAAUAUCUUCGGAAUGGAACAACUGAAAUUCCCAGUCUCAGUCACCUCCGCAUCAUCCAGGGAGCUGUUACCAGUUAUAACCACUGGACCACAGGAUGUUACAGAAAUCGAAGGCAAUGAUGUGACCUUUAAGUGUGAAGUCACAGAGGGAGCUCAGCCAUUCACGAUAGAGUGGAAGACACCCCAUCAACACCAACAAGACAACGUGAAGAUCAGUAGCGAUGGCUCUGUGAUAACAAUCACUAAAGUUCGCCAACAGGACCAAGGCCAGUACAAAUGUCUGGUUCGCAAUCGGUUUGGGUUAGCAUUCAGCCUAAUGACUCUGAUCGUACAAGGACCUCCCACUGUGUCCAUCUCUCCCAGCGGUCCAGUCAGACUGGGGGUAGGUAAUUCCAUUACUCUGGAAUGUAUAGGUAUGGGAGAGCCUCGUCCUACAAUCAGCUGGAAUCGGGUUAAUGGCAGGACAAGGAACAAUUUGGGGAGACAGCUGCCAAGGGAAGACAAUCCCAUCCUGAGAAUUUCUUCUGCCCGGCUGCAGGAUUCUGGAACCUACUCCUGCAGGUCGACGAAUAGGUUCGGCACGGCAGAGGCACAGGUGGAGGUCAUCGUUGAGCGUUCAGCCUCCACGCCUCAAGCUCCUCAGGUUACUGCGGAAGAGCCUUCAAUAACCACCACAGCAGGCCAGACUGCUACCCUGCGUUGUUCAGCCACUGGUUAUCCCACUCCAAUUAUUCAGUGGUCUAAACUGCGGGCCCCAUUGCCAUGGCAGCACAAGAUUGUUGAAGGAUCAUUGGUUAUCCCUAACGUGGGACUGCAGGAUUCCGGCCAGUAUAUCUGCAAUGCCUCCAAUUCUGCUGGAUUCAAUGAACUCUUCAUAAUGCUGGAUGUAGAAACCACACCGUAUGCCACCUUUGAUGUCGACACUGUCACUGUCCGUGUGGGCGAGAUCAUCCGAUUACACUGCCUUUCCCAAGGAACUCCACCAAUCACAUAUGAAUGGUCUAAAGUAAAUGGAACCUUACCUGACCGGGCUAUCAAACGCAAUGGAAUCCUACAGAUUAACCUCGCUGUGGUGUCUGACUCAGGCAGGUACCGGUGCCUGGUGAAGAACAGGGUCGGUGAAAGUGAUGCAAUUGCAACAGUAAAUGUGAAAUCUCCCCCGGCAGCACGAGUAUCACCGCAGAUUGAGGUGAGAAACAUCGGUGGCACUGUAGAAUUCACCUGCUCUGUUAUCGGUCACCCACAGCCCAGGAUCGAGUGGUUAAAGGAAGGAGGACGUUUACCACCCAAUCACAAAAUUACUAAAGGAGUCUUGAGAAUCCAAAACAUACAAGAAGGAAAUGAAGGAGUUUACAUCUGCAGAGCAUCUAACCAAUUUGGGAAGGCACAGGACAGCGCCAAACUGGUCAUCCAAGCCCUACCCAUUGUCAUGAUAAACGUAAGGACAUCUAUGCAGAUGGUAAUGGUUGGUGGCUCGGUGGAAUUCGAAUGUCAAGCAAUUGGAGAUCCCCAGCCUUUUGUCCAGUGGAGUAAGGUGGAGGGAGUGUUGUCUCCUGAAGUCAUCAUUCGGAAUGGAAUGCUGAAAAUUGAAUAUGUAAAGGAGUCUGAUGCUGGACGUUACAGGUGUACAGCCACCAAUGAUGUGGGAUCUGUCCAGUCUGAGGUGGCUCUGUAUGUACAGACUGUUCCCAUGAUUGCCCCUCACCCAGAGCUGAAAGAAGUUGCCAUUGGAUCCACAGCUAUCUUCCCAUGUCUAGCCUCGGGCUUCCCGGCACCAGAGGUCACCUGGAAUAAGCUGGAGGGAGACCUCCCCCCUGGGGCUUAUGUUGAGAACAAUGUGUUGACCAUACCAUCUGCUACUCCCGAACAUACUGGAACGUACGUCUGCACGGCCACUAAUGAACAAGGAACUGAGACCGCGUACGCAAUGCUGAAAGUCCGAGAGCGCAAGAUUCCGUACUUCACACAGAACCCCAUUUCCUACAUUGCUGUGCCCACCAUAAAAGACGCCUACCACGAGUUUGAAAUCAAAAUAACAUUCCGACCGGAUGCAGCUGAUGGUAUGAUCAUAUACAACGGCCAAAGAAAAGCAACCGGAGCAGAUUUCAUCUCCUUCGCUUUAGUGGGAGGCCGACCUGAAUUCAGGUUCGACGUGGGAUCUGGCAUGGCCACCAUUCGCCACCCGAUCCCCAUCUCUCUGGGAGAAUACCACACUGUGGUGUUGUAUCGAAACUUAACUCAGGGCUCCCUGUAUGUGGACAACAAUCCUCCUGUCAAUGGCAGUUCUCAGGGGAAUUUCCGAGGCCUGGAUUUGAAUGAAGAGCUGUACAUCGGUGGAUAUCCCAACUUUGAUAACAUUUCCAAAGUAACUGGAAGUAACAGUGGGUUUAUGGGUUGUAUCCGCCAACUCAUCAUUCAAGGUGAUGAGGUGAUCUUCUCAGCUCCAGACCUGAAAGCCAAAGGAAUAUCCAACUGCCCCGUCUGCAAAGAUAAUCCUUGCAAGAAUGGAGGUCAGUGUGUUGACUCUGAGACAAGCAGCUACGUAUGUCACUGCAGGCAAGGGUUUACUGGGAGCAAUUGUGAACAUUCACUGGCUUCACACUGUCACCCAGAGGCUUGUGGUCCAGAUGCAACUUGUGUGAACAGACCGAACAGUCUUGGUUAUACCUGCCGCUGCCAUCUCGGUAAAAGUGGGCCAAAGUGUAUGGAUGGUGACUUGAUUACAGCUCCUUCCUUCAGAGGCGGUGAUUCCUUCGUAACAUAUCCACCACUGACCAACGUUCACAAUGAGCUGACGAUUGAGCUGGAGUUCAAACCUCGCUCACCCACAGGCCUCAUGUUCUACAGCAGUGGGAAGAGAAUGAAAAUGAAUGACUUCAUCUCCAUCUCCAUGGUCAACGGGCACGUGGAAUUCCGCUAUGACUUGGGAUCAGGACUAGCUAUUCUGCAGAGCACCAAGCCAGUCACUCUGAACAAAUGGCACAGGCUGAAAGCACAUCGACACGACAGGGACGGUUCACUGACUGUCGACAACGAGGAAGAGAUCAGAAAUGUGUCUCCAGGGAAAAGCCAAGGCCUUAAUCUUCGAAGCCCUAUGUACCUUGGUGGUGUGGCAAGGUCGGAAGUUCUACCCAAAGCAGUCAGUGUUACAGAAGGAAUUGAUGGGUGUAUUGCUAAGGUGUCAAUCAAUGGGAAGAAAGUGGAUAUCUCCUACACCUUUACAGAGAGCCAGAACGUGGAUCAGUGUUAUGACAAUUCACCGUGCGACCGUGAUCCUUGCCUGAAUGGUGGAAGGUGUCUGAUGACUGGAGAGUAUGAGUAUCAGUGCAUCUGCACAGAUGAAUAUCAGGGUGUGCACUGUGAAAUCUUCCAGGACAAGUGUCUGCAGGGGAACCCAUGCAUGAACGGAGGAACAUGUGAGAAGGGACAGUGUUUGUGCCCCAUGGGAUACACCGGAUCAUACUGCGAGCUAGGGAUGCCUGCUGUUACCUCAGCACCAGAGUGGCACAUGGAGGGUAGUGCGGAUUCUCCUGUGCAGUAUGGAGCUCACUUUCACAGUGGGGGAUAUAUCGUUUUACCAAAACAGAUGUUCCCACGGAGUUCCCCGUCUGCCCCUGAAACUAUUGAGAUGGAGGUUCGCACAACAACACUCGAUGGCCUCUUGCUCUGGCAGGGUGUGAAACAUGGAGAAAGUGGAAAAGGGAAAGACUAUGUCGCUCUCGGGCUCCAGAACGGCCACGUGCUCUUCAGUUACCAGCUGGGAAGCGGUGAAGCUAAUAUUCUCUCGGAAGAGCCAAUCAAUGAUGGGGAAUGGCAUAAAAUAAUUGCUGUGCGUGAAGGCAAGUCAGGAUAUAUCCAACUGGAUGGUGAUGAGAUUGUGAGGGGCGAGUCCAAAGGUGACAAGGUCAUGGUGAACACCGGUGGGAGCAUCUACCUGGGUGGAGCUCCAGAUGUUAAAUACUUCACAGGGGGAAAGUUCACCUCUGGAAUUACUGGCUGCAUCAGGAAAGUGGUCCUUGUAAAUAAAAGACCUGGACAGCAUCGUGUUCAGCCCGUUGACCUGCAGGUUCACGCCGAGGGAGGGGUAAAUGCUGAAGAGUGUCAGUCGUAGACAUUCGGAUUCACUGAAGGCAAAGUAGAGACUUCUGGGGAAAGGUGCUUUGCUGCUAUUAAAUUGGAUUGUUUUGUGUUCUUUAAUGCAGUCCAUUUUAACCAAAAAGAAAUCAUCGCAAUGUCAUCUAAUUGUAUUCUGUUGAAUGAAGGUUUCGACAACUCAGAUCGAUUUAUUUUGUACUACAAUAGCCAUACAAGAACACCAGCAUUAUCCUUCGAGGCUGAUGAUCCUAUGGAUUUAGGUUGCUCUAGCACUGAAGUUUGGAAUGUAGGUGAACAAGAACAACUGGGAAUCUCUCUGCUACCAUGGUCUCUGGGUUUUAAGGCACACUGGCCCGGUUUGUCUCUACUUAAGUAGGCCCAAUUCAUUUGUUUAAGGAAAAGGUUCACAAGUUGCAUACCUGAAAGUUUUGCGCUAAAGUAUUGGAUGGCUGGUCCUGGUAGGAGCUUUAUCAUUGUAUAAGAUAUACAAAAAUCUGAAUUGGUACCCAUGUAGCAAGAGUUUAUAACGAUGUUACUUCUGUCAGUUAGAUUGGCAGCCAUUUCCUGCACGUAUGUAUCACUGAUUUACCAAUUGUUCAGCAAUGCGGAAAUCCAAGUCUGUGCUUAAACAUGACCCUGGAUCGUAUGGUGUGCAUGUUGGCAUGACAGGGAUAAAGUGCAGAACGGCUUCAUAGAAGAAUAAGGAACAACGUUAGUGAAGGAUUUGGAUUCCAGUGGGGGACUGAACAGAAAACUGUCAGAUGACAACACCUUAAGGAAAAGGGGAAAGUGUCAUUAAAAAUUGUUCUGUAAAGGUUAGUUUCCCACUAGUGAUCCAGAGUUUGCAAGUCCAAAUUCCAGCAGGCCAAGGUGAGAAAUCGAAUCCAU
Messenger RNA from Pristis pectinata (smalltooth sawfish), 13242 nucleotides. It is a transcript of the gene hspg2, whose product is annotated as heparan sulfate proteoglycan 2. The transcript has 92 exons. Lineage: Eukaryota; Metazoa; Chordata; Chondrichthyes; Rhinopristiformes; Pristidae. The record is from RefSeq and is a predicted model, not a curated record. Gene Ontology annotation, molecular function: protein binding; calcium ion binding. The coding region runs from base 134 to 12370 and encodes 4078 amino acids.